AACCCCACAAUUGAUAUAUUAAAUUCCCAUGAUGAUGCAUAGAAAGCUCUAGAAGCAGGAAUAAUUUUGAAACCAGACAGACAAAUUCUUCCUACUUUGACAUUAUUUUUAUUCCCCAAUCUUAUCUCCUCCACCAUCACCAUUUAUCAGAAAAAAAAAAUAAACACAAAAUUUUAUUUAUUCCUUCACAUUAAGGCAUGUUGAUCCCUAUUCUUCUCAAUUCUCAUCUCUUUUGUUCAUUCCUUGGCGAAUAAAUAUGGGUGGUGGUAUCAAAGAGUUUGAUAUUGCAACAACAGAGAAAAGACUAGUCGUUCAAGAGUUAGAGAACAUGUCGGACCCAGAAACAGGUCGAAUUCUGACGGGGUCAUGGGUUUGGGACUCUUCGGUUUUGUUGUCCGAUUGGAUGGCAACGAGUCAACGACAAAAUGAUGAAUUUGAUCUCCAAGGCAAAACGGUGCUUGAAUUUGGUGCUGGCAUGGGGAUCCCCGGUAUGACCGCUGCGUUACUUGGCGCAUCUCAUGUCGUUCUCACCGACGUCAGGUCUCUCAUUCCUGGUCUUCAAAAUAAUGUAGAUAUUAACUCACUUGGAGACCGAGUUAAAGUGGGUGAGCUUGUUUGGGGUUCAGAAGACUCCUGGUCAAGUUUGAUCCGUGACAUUCCAGAGUUGGCUCAUAGGAUUGACUUGGUUUUAAUGUCGGACGUGUUUUACGACAUAACUAACAUGCCAGAGAUUGGAAGGACGCUGAGAUGGAUUGUCAAAGGCGAUUUGAAGACUCGGGUUUGGUGUGCGACUGAGAUUCGGCAAUGGACGAGUCAAUGUCUUUACGAGUUGAUGAAGGAAGGGUUCAAUGUGAUUGAGUUAACGAACCGACGUCUCGACUCUCCUCCGAAUCUUAUCUCCUCCUGUUCAAGUUUGAUGGAUGGUGAUUGUGACGAGAAUCAACCAAGUUUUGCAGUUUUCCAAAUUGUACCAAGAUUAAAUGAUGUGUAAAUUGUGUACCACGGGUGAUUUGUAAAUUAUGAAGUCAAAAGUCUCCAUGAUUCCCUUUUUUGUAUUGAAUUUAGGUUCGUGAAUGUUGAGAUUAUUGUUGAAUGAGAAUAACAGUACGGUUUGGUUUGAUGGUA
Papaver somniferum (opium poppy) is the source of this 1125-nucleotide messenger RNA. RefSeq names its product methyltransferase-like protein 23. The record is from RefSeq and is a predicted model, not a curated record. NCBI's taxonomy places the organism in Eukaryota, Viridiplantae, Streptophyta, Magnoliopsida, Ranunculales, Papaveraceae. The coding region runs from base 257 to 991 and encodes 244 amino acids. The transcript has a single exon.